GCAAUCGAGUUAUUAAGGCCAACCAGCUUAAUCACUCUGCUUCGUGCUUGUGGUCAAGCGACUGCUAGUGUGUGUAGCCAUGGCGGGCAAGGCCUCGAUCGCGCUGUUCCUCGCCGUCAACAUGGUCGUGUUCGCCAUGGCCAGCGCCUGCGGUGGCAACUGCCCCACGCCGACCCCGUCCACCCCAUCCACGCCGACCCCAACGCCGGCCUCGUUCGGCAAGUGCCCCCGCGACGCGCUGAAGCUGGGCGUGUGCGCCAACGUGCUGGGCCUGAUCAAGGCCAAGGUGGGCGUGCCGCCCACGGAGCCAUGCUGCCCGCUGCUGGAGGGGCUCGUCGACCUCGAGGCCGCCGUGUGCCUGUGCACCGCCAUCAAGGGCAACAUCCUCGGCAUCAACCUGAACCUGCCCAUUGACCUCAGCCUCAUCCUCAACCACUGCGGCAAGACCGUGCCCACCGGAUUCAAGUGCCUCUAAGCAAACCGAACUACAGAAGCUAGUUGCAUGCAUGCAUGCAUUGCAUAGAGGCAAAGUACGUAUGUGUGUAGCUGGUUUGAUCAGCUUUUGCAUCACCGUGUUUCCUGUUAUUCAGGUCCUUGCGUGGACGCGUCCCUGAACUCUUUGGGUGAUUCAUUUGUAUCUGGCAAUUUGCCUGUAUGAAUAAAAUUUCUUUGCUACU
Molecule: messenger RNA, 677 nt
Organism: Panicum hallii
Lineage: Eukaryota; Viridiplantae; Streptophyta; Magnoliopsida; Poales; Poaceae
Product: 14 kDa proline-rich protein DC2.15-like
Exons: 1
Coding region: 80-475 (131 amino acids)
Source: RefSeq, a predicted model, not a curated record